This is a messenger RNA of Papaver somniferum (opium poppy), 1182 nucleotides long. RefSeq lists its product as uncharacterized. The transcript has a single exon. The record is from RefSeq and is a predicted model, not a curated record. Lineage: Eukaryota; Viridiplantae; Streptophyta; Magnoliopsida; Ranunculales; Papaveraceae. Bases 1 to 1182 code for a protein of 393 amino acids.
AUGAGAGAACUCUUUUGGAACGACUUGAAAGAAAUUAGAGCAGGGUCUAAUGAAGCAUGGUGUUUUGUUGGUGAUGUUAAUUCUGUCAGAUGUGAUGCUGAAAGGAAUAAACCUGGUGGUGACUUAAGAAAUGUGAAUUUUCUCAAUAACUUUGUCUCGGAGCAAGAGAUGAUAGAUUUACCAUUACAUGGGGGGUCUUAUACUUGGAGCAACAAACUUGAAGACCCUUUAUUGUGUAGACUUGACAGGGUUCUGGUCUGUACUUUGUUUGAUUCACGUUUUAGUAAUGCUACACAAACGGUGUUGGUAAGAACAAUCUCUGAUCACAAUGCUCUGAUAUUGGAUUUAACUUCUUGUAUAAGGAAUAAUUCAAGCUUCAAGAUCGAAACUCAUUGGAUGGAGCAUCCAUAUUUUGUUAAGCUGGUUGAGGUUUGGUGGAACACUUUGGAUUACACUGGAGCCCCAGGCUUUGUUCUUUUCAGGAAGUUGCAAAAUUUGAAGUAUUUCAUUAAAAAUUGGAGCAAAAUAACUUUUGGGAAUGUAAAGAAAACUGAGGAAGAAUUGACUAAGAAGAUCAAAGUUCUGAAUAUCGUAGAGGAGAGUGCAGUUUUAUCUACUUCGCAGCGUGAGGAAAGAGCGGUUUUAUUGAAGAAGCUUAAUGAUGUUAAGAUCACAAGGGCAAGGAUGGCGUACCAGAGAGCAAAGGUAAAAAGUUUUAAAGAUGGGGAUAAAAAUACACGGUAUUUUCAUACUAUUGCUAAUGGUAAGAGGAGGAGGAAUUGCAUUACCAAACUUGAGAUCAAUGGAGUGGAUGUCUUUAACCAGGAUGCCAUUAAAGCAGAAAUUCAUCAAUUUUAUACUGAUUUAUUUACUGCCAGGACUUCAGUUACUCCUACUUUUGAUAACUUGAAAUUCAGGAGGAUCGAUAGCGUUCAACAACAAUGGAUAGAAAGGGUGUUUGAGGAGGAAGAGGUUCCUAAGGUGAUUAAGUUGUGUGGAGCUAACAAGGCUCCAGGCCCUGACGGCUACAACUUAGAGUUUUACAAAGUUUGUUGGAAUAUUCUGAAAGGUGACAUCAUGGCUGCUGUGAAUGAAUUCUUUAGUAAAGGGAGAUUGGAUUGGAGGCUUAAUACAUCUUUCUUAAAGCUCAUACCAAAGGAGGAUUCUUAUACUGUUGGCUGA